This is a messenger RNA of Chlamydomonas reinhardtii, 1629 nucleotides long. RefSeq lists its product as uncharacterized. Bases 69 to 1304 code for a protein of 411 amino acids. The transcript has 3 exons. Lineage: Eukaryota; Viridiplantae; Chlorophyta; Chlorophyceae; Chlamydomonadales; Chlamydomonadaceae. The record is from RefSeq and is a predicted model, not a curated record.
CCUGUCCGUGGCUGGUGGCUGGUGCGUCCGCGCCCGCCGAUGCGGGGGAGCUGUGCACCCUGGAGGAGAUGAAGGCCACGCAGAUCAUCGGUGUGGACCCGUGCGGGGGAGGGAAUUGGUUCAUGGCAGCACGGUCUCCGCUGUACCAGCCAGGGCCCUGGGCUUGGGAGGGUGUCGGGGAGGGUGUCGGCCCUGCCCAGCGCUACCUGCUCGAGCUGCACGACAAGCAGCUGGAUGAGGAGUUGUUCCCUGGGCAGCUGCCGCCGGAGCCGCGUCGCAGGCGCAAGGGUGGCGGGCGCAAGGGGGGCGGGCGUACGGGGGGCCACCGCCGGAAGCAAUCUAAGCACUGGCAGCCGCGAGCCAGGACAGCGCGGCGGCGGCGCCAGAAGCGGGGCCGAUUCCAUAUGAGCAUGGGCCACUGGCGGCACAUGUCAGGCCUGGAACGACUCCAGCCAAACCGCCCACAGCUUGCGCCAGCCCUGCAGGCGUACAUCGGCGGCAUCCCCACGGCGGCGACCGCGUCGGCGGCCCGGUUUGAAGAGCGCCUGCGCUACCUCUUCGCCAGUGGGGCGGCAGGGCAGGCGGCGGGGCAGGCGGCGGGGCAGGCGGCGGGGCAAGCGGCGGGGCAGGCGGCGGGGCAGGCGGCGGGGCAGGCGGCGGGGCAAGCGGCGGGGCAGGCGGCGGGGCAGGCGGCGGGGCAAGCGGCGGGGCAGGCGGCGGGGCAAGCGGCGGGGCAGGCGGCGGGGCAGGCGGCGGGGCAGGCAGAGGCGGGGCCCCGGGGCGCGGUGCACGUGCUGUGGCACUACCACUUCUCCGCCUUCCGCCGAAAGCGCUGGGCUGCGUUCAUCCAGCGCGACCGCGCGCUCCACCGCGUCGCCAAGCAGCUCACAGGCGGCAGGCCCAAGGAGGAGGUGGUGGUGGGGUGGGGUUCGUGGGCCUUCCAGGGAGGGAAGGGCGGCUCCCCCAUCUCCGUCAGGGGCGGGCGCGCGCCGACGGGGCGGCUCAUCAAGCUGCUCCGUGAGCGCUACGCCAAGCAUGUGUUCAUCAUCGAUGAAUACAAGACCUCCAAGACCUGCUACAACUGCGGGUGUCAGGAGAUGGCCAUCAAGCGGCUUGGGGGGCUGAAGGAGGGGCAGCGGCCCUGGUCGGUCAAAGUCUGCAACGACUGCUUGACGACCUGGAACCGCGACGUCUCCGCCGCCAACGUGAUCCGUGUGCUCCUCCUGCUGAAGCUGAUGGGCUUCGAGCGGCCGAUCAAGCUGCAGCGGCCGCCAUGGCCGCCGGCGGCGGCGGGGCCGGGCUGAGAGCCUGAACGGCGCUAGCAGGGCGUGGAGCUGAGGGUGCACGUGUCGAUUGGCGGCGAGUGACGUGACUAGUUUGUUAGCUGCGGGUUAGCACGGACUGUGCACCCCACCCAACCGGCCACGUCCGGAUUUGCGGGGAUGCCAAAGGCCCCCAACAUAGAGGCGUGUGCAAUUUGCGUGUGCUUAGUAGGCGCCCGCGUCAAGGUGGCUGGGUUGAUAACGACCCGGGAUCAGCCCUUUUCCUGCCAUAAGGCAGCCACCUCCUUGUUGUGUAUAGCUGCAAUUGGCUCAAGCAGAAGGCUGUAUCAUGAAACAGCUGUAUAAU